Staurois parvus is the source of this 723-nucleotide messenger RNA. The record is from the annotation of a GenBank genome assembly. NCBI's taxonomy places the organism in Eukaryota, Metazoa, Chordata, Amphibia, Anura, Ranidae.
GCGGGCGCCGGAAACCCCCAGGCGGAACUACAGGCCUCGGGCCCCUCAGGCGGAGCGGCUGGGCGCCGGACCCCCGGGUGGAGCGACAGGUCUCGUGCCCUCAGGCGGAGCGGCGGGCGCCGGAUCCCCCAGGCGGGCGACAGGCAUCGGGCCCCCAGGCAGGGGCGACAGGCGCCGGACCCCCAGGUGGAGCGACAGGUCUCGGGCCCUCAGGCGGAGCGACAGGUCUACAAGGGCCCCCACCCCCAGUGCGGGGCGGCGGGCGCCGGACCCCCAGGUGGAGCGGCGGGCCGCGGACCCCCAGGCGGAGCGACAGGUCUCGUGGCCCCCAGGCGGAGAGCAGCGGGCACCGAGUCACCCAGGCCCCGACAGUGGGCUCCGAGUCAACUCGGCAUGACCGCUGGCACUAGGUCAGACAUUGGAUCGUCCUGGCUGGACAGCAGGCAUCGGGUCACAGGCAUCAGGUCAUUUUGGCUCGACAGCGGGCACCGUGACCCAUCUGGCAAGCAGUGGGCUCCAAGUCAACUGGUAUGACCGCGGGCACUGGGUCAGACAUUGGAUCGUCUGACCGGACAGCUGGGCAUCGGAUCACCAGGCAUCAGGUCAUUUGGCUCGACCUAGCGGCACCGCGUCAUCUGGCAAGGCAGUGGGCUCCGAGUCAACUGGUAUGACGCGGGUCACUCUGGGUCAGACAUUGGAUCGUCUGACUGGAACAGCGGGCAU